Molecule: messenger RNA, 828 nt
Organism: Colletotrichum chrysophilum
Lineage: Eukaryota; Fungi; Ascomycota; Sordariomycetes; Glomerellales; Glomerellaceae
Exons: 1
Coding region: 1-828 (275 amino acids)
Biological process (GO): fatty acid beta-oxidation
Cellular component (GO): peroxisome
Molecular function (GO): delta(3)-delta(2)-enoyl-CoA isomerase activity; enoyl-CoA hydratase activity
Source: RefSeq, a predicted model, not a curated record
AUGUCAUCACCAACCCCCCUCUUCACAAUCCCCAUCCCCAAACUCGACUCCCACCCCGGCGGCACCAUAACCUGCACCACCCCCUCCCCGCUCGUCUACCUCCUCACCUGGUCCUCCCCUCCCGACAACCGCCUCACGACCCCCUUCUGCCGCGCCUUCCUCGCCGCCCUCGACAUCAUCGAGUUCUCCCACCCGCCCGGCGUCCUCCUCACCACCUCCGCCAUCCCAAAGUUCUACUCCAACGGCCUCGACCUCGAACACGCCUUCGCCACGCCGGGCUUCUUCCCCGACCCCCUCUACAAGAUGUGGAAGCGCCUGCUCACCUACCCCAUGCCCACCGUCGCCCUGCUCCCCGGCCACGGCUUCGCCGGCGGCUUCAUGACCGCCAUGCACCACGACUACCGCGUCAUGAACCCGAACAAGGGCUUCCUCUGCAUGAACGAGCUCGAGUUCGGCGCCCCGCUGAAGCCCCCUAUGAGCGGCAUCUUCCGCAUCAAGUGCUCGCCGCGGGUCUACCAGGAGAUCGUCCUCGAGGCGAAGCGCUUCGGCGGGCCCGCGGCGCUCGAGGCCGGGCUGGUCGACGUGCUCGGCGGGAUGGACGAGGCGCUGAAGCUCAUCGCCGACAAGAAGCUGACCGAGAAGGCCAAGUCCGGGGUCUAUGGCGUCUUGAAGGCGGAAAUGUGGCGGGAGAGCGCGUUUUAUCUGAGUAAAGAGGAGUACGAUGGCGAGGAGGCGCGGUGGGAUGCGAGGGAGGCGCUUGAGAAGAAGAGAAUCGAGGAGGGCAAGAAGUUUGCCGCGGACUGGAAGGCCGGCAAGGCCAAGCUGUGA